This is a messenger RNA of Brassicogethes aeneus, 1356 nucleotides long. Lineage: Eukaryota; Metazoa; Arthropoda; Insecta; Coleoptera; Nitidulidae. The record is from the annotation of a GenBank genome assembly.
CUUGUAUAUCUUUGGCAACAAAACUAUUACAAAUUUUACUUCAAAAUGACAUUUUUGUGUUAAAUUUAUUUUAUCUUUCAAUCAAUAUUGAAAUUCUAAAAAUAACCAACCAAAAUUUAAGUUCAAUACUAUAAAUACAAUUAAUUUCAAUGGGUGGGUGUAAAAAUCAAUAUUAUACUGGUAAUAUUCCAAAGAGAAAAAGGAUCGGAAGAAAAAAACGCGAACCAAAACCACCCAGCACAGAACCAAGAAAAAAUUCAUCUCGAAUCAAAAUAUGCAUAGUAAAAAAUGAUAAAACACCAGCAAGCAGAAGAAGUAUAGGUGGUUUAAAACCAGUUCAACAGUAUAAAAGUGCAGAUGGUGAUAGGGAUGUUUUCUACUUACCCGAUGACAUAAAUAUGGACGAGUUUCAUUGUUUUUAUGACCAUGAUAAUGAGGAUACAAAUACACAAGACUGUAAAUCAAUUGAUACUUCAAAUUCAGACAGCAAUGAAACCACUGGAAGUGAAUGUUCUGAAUGCAAAAAUAAAACUGUUGAUAAUCACAAGGAAAAACCAAAAACUCCAAAAAAAUGUCAUAUUCUGGAUGGCAAAGAUUAUUGUUACGCCAAAGCAAGGGGGAACGCUGAUGAAAUUCCUAUAGGCAAAUUUGACCCAGUCGCUAAAAAAAUAUACGGUACAGAAUGCGACUUACCCUGCAUUAAUCAGGGAGGGGUAUGUAAAUCCUAUCCGAUGUAUUGUUGUACGGAAAAGCCCGAAAAAUCUUGUGACGAAAUGGUUUCUGGGCUUUAUUGCAGGCAUAGUUUUGGGUAUUAUGAAAACAAACUAAAGGAACUUCUUGAUAAAGAAAAGGAGAAUAAAAGUAGAGUUUGCUGUUCUUGUUUGAAUUUGACAGAUGAGGGUAUGGUUGGUGAUGUAGUAAGAAACAUUGACGACAUGAGUGGAUGUGGAUGUGGUAAUGUCUGUCCAGCAGUUGAAAAGUAUGUGGAAAGGAAAGGAGAAGAAGUAUACAAGUUUUGCACUAGAUUGGAGAAUUGGAAACCUGGAAAAAUAAAAAUUUGCUGUCCAAUUUGUAGUGUUGUGGAUUCUCCAGCUAUCAAACAAACUAAAAAGAGAGCUUUGAUAGCUAAUACGGGAUUUCAGGCUUCCAUUUUAGUUGCAUUUUGGCCUUUAUGUAUGUUGCCAUUUAUGAUGACCCAAUGUCGUCUCUUGCUAUUUUGCAAAUCGUGUAAAAAUUAUUUGGGCCAAUACGAUAAACGUAAGGGCUGUGUUAUGCCACCUGAACCGCUAAAAGAACAAAUUGCCAAGAUUAUUUAUAAGGAUAAUGAGGAAGUUUUCGACUAAUAAAAAUAUUUAA